CCCGCGCGUCCUCACGUCUGCGCCGCGGGCGCAAGGUCGUUCCUGAGACCGGCCUGGCGUUUGGAGUAUCUGUCGCCAUGUUGUCGGUCGCCGCCCGCUCCGGGCCGUUCGCUCCGGUCCUGUCGGCUACGUCCCGCGGGGUGGCGGGUGCGCUGCGGCCUCUGGUGCAGGCCAUGGUGCCCGCCACCCCGGAGCCGCCCGUGCUGGACCCGAAGCGGCCCUUGCUAUGCCUGGAGUCGCUGAGCGGCCAGGCCGCGGCCCGGCCUCUGGUCGCCUCCGUGGGCCUCAACGUCCCCGCUUCUGUUCGCUAUUCCCACACAGACGUUAGAGUGCCUGACUUCUCUGACUAUCGUCGUCCAGAAGUUUUAGAUAGUACAAAAUCUUCAAAAGAGAGCAGCGAAGCUAGAAAAGGGUUCUCCUAUCUGGUAACUGCAACCACUACGGUGGGCGUCGCCUACGCUGCCAAAAAUGCUGUCACCCAGUUUGUCUCCAGCAUGAGCGCAUCUGCUGAUGUGCUGGCCAUGUCCAAGAUCGAGAUCAAGCUGUCUGAUAUUCCAGAAGGCAAGAACAUGGCUUUCAAGUGGAGAGGCAAACCCCUGUUUGUGCGCCAUAGAACCCAGAAGGAGAUUGACCAGGAGGCUGCAGUGGAAAUAUCCCAGCUGAGGGACCCACAGCAUGAUUUAGAGCGAGUGAAGAAGCCUGAGUGGGUCAUCCUGAUCGGUGUCUGCACGCAUCUCGGCUGUGUCCCUAUUGCAAAUGCGGGAGAUUACGGUGGUUAUUACUGCCCUUGCCAUGGGUCACACUACGAUGCAUCGGGCAGGAUUAGGAAGGGGCCUGCCCCUCUCAACCUUGAAGUUCCGACGUAUGAGUUCACCAGUGACGACCUGGUGAUCGUUGGUUAGGGACGUGGACUCAGCUCGUAGGCCUCAUUCAGUCUUCAUGUCACCACCGUAUUGAGAACAAGCCUUCUGUACUUAGAAAGUUGGUUGAUGUGAAAUAUUUAAGAAUUGCUGAUAAUGUAUUUGCAAACAUUAACAUGCAGUAAAUUGAAUUUAAUGUUGAA
This is a messenger RNA of Nycticebus coucang (slow loris), 1063 nucleotides long. RefSeq names its product cytochrome b-c1 complex subunit Rieske, mitochondrial. Gene Ontology annotation, biological process: mitochondrial electron transport, ubiquinol to cytochrome c. NCBI's taxonomy places the organism in Eukaryota, Metazoa, Chordata, Mammalia, Primates, Lorisidae. Gene Ontology annotation, molecular function: quinol-cytochrome-c reductase activity; 2 iron, 2 sulfur cluster binding. Gene Ontology annotation, cellular component: membrane. The record is from RefSeq and is a predicted model, not a curated record. Bases 78 to 902 code for a protein of 274 amino acids. The transcript has 2 exons.